Messenger RNA from Bipolaris sorokiniana ND90Pr, 862 nucleotides. RefSeq lists its product as uncharacterized. The coding region runs from base 89 to 568 and encodes 159 amino acids. Lineage: Eukaryota; Fungi; Ascomycota; Dothideomycetes; Pleosporales; Pleosporaceae. Gene Ontology annotation, cellular component: nucleus; mitochondrion. The record is from RefSeq and is a predicted model, not a curated record. The transcript has 2 exons. Gene Ontology annotation, biological process: mitochondrion organization.
CUUCAAUUUGCCAUCGCAACACUAAUUCUACCACGUAUCGCAAACACAACACCCGAACACAUAACAACGACAUCACAAGAACAACAAAAUGCCUCGCCAACGCUCCGGAGCCGCUCCUCCUCGCCGCCCUCAAGUCCCAGCAGCCAGGCAAGCUACCACUGCGCCUGCGCCUGCGUCCUCGCGCCCUCACUCGACUGCUGCGGCUCCCGCCCAGCAUGCUCCCACUCAUGCGCCCGUUCAGCAGGCGCAGGCUCCUACGCCUCAAGGACCUGGUCUGUUUGGACAGAUGGCUAGCACUGCUGCUGGUGUCGCAGUAGGAUCUUCAAUCGGCCACGCAAUUGGCGGUCUCUUCAGCGGUGGUUCUUCCGCCCCUAUCGACGCCGCGCCCCAAAAUACCGAGUUCGCCGCACAGCACCAGGGAUCCGCUCAAAUGGUACAGUCGGGUCCCUGCGCAAACGACGUCCAGAGCUUCCGCAAGUGUAUGGACGAGAACCAGGGUAGCUUGACUAUCUGUGGAUGGUAUCUUGACCAACUCAAGGCGUGCCAAGCGGCGGCUAGUCAGUACUAGAGAGUAGUUUUCUCGUAGGAAGAGGAUGAAUUAAAAAGGAUAGCAGCCAAUAUGGAGGGGAAGUGUAUGAAUAUAGUGACACAUUGAAUUGCAUCUUUAAGCGCACAUAGUGAAUAUGGCAUUUGAAGAUUGCGGUUUCACACUGCAUCAUCUGGCCAAUGAAUCAAUCACCACUUCAACAUAUGCUUUGAUUGUCCUUGCAUUUCCACAAGACGAUUGAAUCUCCUAAACAUAUUAGCAAAUAGCAUCCUGUACGUAUGCCUUUUCAAUCAAUUUGGUUAUCGUCUCGCUCCC